Molecule: messenger RNA, 549 nt
Organism: Penicillium antarcticum
Lineage: Eukaryota; Fungi; Ascomycota; Eurotiomycetes; Eurotiales; Aspergillaceae
Exons: 2
Coding region: 1-549 (182 amino acids)
Molecular function (GO): heme binding; oxidoreductase activity, acting on paired donors, with incorporation or reduction of molecular oxygen; iron ion binding
Source: RefSeq, a predicted model, not a curated record
AUGCUCGCCUGGUUCUUAUUCGGCAGUGCCGUGGCCUAUAACCUGGUCAUGAUCAUUUAUCGCCUUCAUUUCCACUCCCUUGGUCGAUUCCCUGGUCCUCGACUCGCUGCUGCGACAGGACUAUAUGAGAUCUACUUUUCAGCGUGGGGCCCUGGUUUCUUCGAGAAUGAGAUCGACCAGAUGCACCAGAAAUAUGGUCCAGUGGUUCGCAUAACUCCCGAUGAGGUCCACGUCCAGGAGCCAUCUGGCUCUGUUAACUAUGCCGACCGUUGGAUCAAAGAUACGCGAGCAUUGGAGUCCGGUCGCCCAUUGCAACACACCCAUUUCCAAAUCAGGAAGCGAUCCAUGUCUCGAGUUCGGUCGUUGAUCCGGGUGGAGGUCAAUCAAAUCAUCCGUGGCCUGAUCGAGAAGCACCAGGUGCAUAAAGUGUUUAGUGCAAGACUUCCACUUUUCAUUCCACUCGCGCGUCCACGGAUCCCACCCGGAUAUGACAAGGAGGAUGUUCCAGUCUCAGAUAUUCCCCCAACGUCUGGUUCUCGGGGUAAUUGA